AUGAAUAGGAUCCUCUUGUGAGUUUCGACCUGUUGUAUUUCCUUUGUUGUUUUUCUUUUUUGAUUACAAUUACUUAUUUUUGUUUUUACAGCGCCGCUGCCGUUCUUCUCACUGUCCAAUCUCAACUUGUCCCAGCAGCCGUAUGUUUCUUCUCGUUUAUCGUACAGUUUUGUUUAGAUUGUUGGUCGAUAUUUUGCGACUGCUCCUCUUCUGGCCCAUCCUCCAGCUGUCCCGGCAGCCAUUCCAGCAUUGGCGCCCCCUCUUCCCCCACCUCCAGCCUUUUUUGCCCCUCCAGUUCCUGUUGCUAGACCGUAUCUAGCCCCAGCCCUGCCAGCUGCCAUUCCAGCCUUUGCCCCUCCCCCACCACCACUUUUUGCUCCUCCUCCUCCAGCAUUUGCUCCGGUUCCACCACCAGUCCCAGCCUUCCCGGCUCCAUUGCCAGCCCCGGUUCCCGCCUUUGCUCCGGCUCUGGCCCCUCCUCCUCCUGCAGUUCCAUUCUUCGCCGCUCCCGCUCCAGUCCCAGCCAUUGCCCCAGCUGUGCCUCCUCCAGUCCCAGCGGCCUUCCCAGCCUUUGCUCCAGCUCUUCCCCCUCCAGUGCCUGCAUUCGCUCCAGCUCCGGCUCCAUUGUUGCCUGCCUUUUCUCCUGUAGCUCCGGCUCCAUAUCUGGCUGCUCCGACUCUGUUCCCGGCCGUCUCUCCCUUCACUCGGCUAGCCGUUCUGUUGGGUUCGGCCAAGUCGAAGCGUGAUGUUUCGAGCGUCCAAAGCGGCAAAAGCCAUUAA
Molecule: messenger RNA, 780 nt
Organism: Bursaphelenchus xylophilus (pine wood nematode)
Lineage: Eukaryota; Metazoa; Nematoda; Chromadorea; Rhabditida; Aphelenchoididae
Source: the annotation of a GenBank genome assembly